Trichechus manatus latirostris (Florida manatee) is the source of this 1006-nucleotide messenger RNA. It is a transcript of the gene HACD2, whose product is annotated as 3-hydroxyacyl-CoA dehydratase 2. Lineage: Eukaryota; Metazoa; Chordata; Mammalia; Sirenia; Trichechidae. Gene Ontology annotation, molecular function: 3-hydroxyacyl-CoA dehydratase activity. Gene Ontology annotation, biological process: sphingolipid biosynthetic process; fatty acid elongation; very long-chain fatty acid biosynthetic process. The transcript has 7 exons. Gene Ontology annotation, cellular component: endoplasmic reticulum membrane. The coding region runs from base 42 to 806 and encodes 254 amino acids. The record is from RefSeq and is a predicted model, not a curated record.
CGUGAUGCUCGCGCUGGGAGAACCGGCUACUGGCGAUUGACAUGGCGGCAGCGGCGGCGACUGCGGCGACGAAGGGGAAUGGGGGUGGCAGUGGCCGGGCCGGGGCCAGCGAAGCCAGCGGCACGCGGAAGAAGAAGGGCCCGGGGCCUCUGGCCACGGCGUACUUAGUCAUCUACAAUGUGGUCAUGACGGCAGGGUGGCUCGUUAUAGCGGUUGGUCUGGUGAGAGCAUACCUGGCUAAGGGUAGCUAUCAUAGCCUUUAUUAUUCGAUUGAAAAGCCUUUGAAAUUCUUCCAAACUGGAGCCUUAUUAGAGAUUUUACAUUGUGCGAUCGGAAUUGUACCAUCUUCUGUCGUCCUGACUUCUUUCCAGGUGAUGUCUAGGGUUUUUCUAAUAUGGGCAGUAACACAUAGUGUCAAAGAGGUACAAAGCGAAGACAGUGUCCUCCUGUUUGUUAUUGCUUGGACAGUCACAGAAAUUAUCCGUUACUCCUUUUACACAUUCAGUCUAUUAAACCAUCUGCCUUACCUCAUCAAAUGGGCCAGGUACACACUUUUCAUUGUACUGUACCCAAUGGGAGUAUCAGGAGAGCUGCUCACAAUAUAUGCGGCUUUGCCCUUUGUCAGACAGGCUGGCCUGUAUUCCAUCAGCUUACCUAACAAAUACAAUUUCUCCUUUGACUAUCAUGCGUUCCUAAUUCUGGUAAUGAUCUCUUACAUUCCACUUUUUCCCCAGUUAUACUUCCACAUGAUACACCAAAGAAGAAAGAUCCUUUCUCAUACUGAAGAACACAGGAAAUUUGAAUAGCUCCUGCUUUUCUCCAAAAACAAAACAAAGCAAAAACUUUUCAAUAAUCAAAAAAUGCUGCAGACUUUUUGAGUUCCCAACACGUUUCAUAGAAAAUAAGUAAGAACUAUUUUUAAAAUAUUAAAGAAAGAAAACAAAACAAAAAUCAAAAUCCAGUGUUACAUUGGUCUGGGAUUUUAUUUAAAAAAAAAAAAAAGAAG